AUGCAGAGCGAUGCACCGCAGGCGGGGCAGGCGGGGCAUCCGCCAGCAAGCCCCAGUGAACAUCAUGCACCACAAUCGCAGACCAGUUCUUGCGAACCUCAUGCACCACAAUCGCAGUCCAGUACACCUCAGGGCGAUUUUCACGUGAAUGCAUUGACUGUGACAUUGCAUGGCCCUUGGUUGUCGCUCAAAGCGCCGUUUGCGCAGAUUGACACAGGUCUGGUGGCAAACAAGUGCACAAGCCUGUGCUACGUUGAUUGCACAUUGGCUUUCCCUAGCCUGCCGAUUGCUUUCAGGACCACAUUGCACAACAGCCCGCGUGGCUGGAUGUUGCAUACGCUGAACGAGGAUCUGUCAACUUUGGAUGAUUUUGAGGCUAGGUUCGAGGCUGCAUUUCCAAGGCCCAAGAUGUAUGAGACCAUCACGAUUGGUUCCACGUACCGGCUUGAUGUUCGCCAGUUGUUCCCUGAGCACUCUGAUCACCCGCUUGUGGCAGUGCCAGUGCCAGAGGAGUCAGACGGUGACCCGUCUCCCGAUGCUGCCAUGGACUUGGAUGUCAACAUUGAUGCAGGCGGCGUUGACUUGGGAGCCAACGGAGGAGAUGCAGAUGAAGGCGAGUCUCCCGGUGCAGCGGGUAACGCUCCCGGUGAGAAACCUGUUGUCGUUGAUGGCACUGAAUUGACCCUUGAUUGCACCCUCGCCACGUUGCGGGCCGCGGCACAGAGUCUUGGGAUAGGUAAGUCGGGUGGUAAGGCGACAGUUCUUAAGAAGAUCAAGGAGUUUCUUGCGCGAAACGAUUUUCUGUGGGCCAACCUUCCGGCUGAUGUGCAGCUGCCUCGUGAGCAGGCGCCAGUGCGAGAGCCAUCCCAGGAUGAAGUGCGCAAGCAUUCGCUGACGCACAUGCCAUUCCAAGCAUGGUGCGCUGAAUGUGUUCAGCAUCGUGCCCGUUCUGAUAGACAUGAGAGGCACCCUGUUGGCGACCGUGAGCAUGCGACAAUUUGUUUUGAUUUUGCUUACACGAGUCGGCCUGAGACCCCUGAGCAGAAGCUCGUGUGCCUAGUUGCGUCUUGCAAUUUUACCGGUGCAAAUCAAGCUUGGCCUGUUCCGGCCAAGGGCGGCAAUCUGCAGCUCAGGUACAUGACAUCAGAGCUUACAGAGGUCACACUGCGCAGUGACCCAGAGCCGGUGUGUUUGUCGUUGCAAAAGCUUGUGCAAGCCCAGCGUCUUCGACUUGGAUUGCGGACCCAUCUUGAGCAGAGUGAGCCUGAUGAUCAUGCGGCCAAUGCGGCCGAACCUGCGGUCGAGACCCUUCGACAGCUGACCAACACGUUGCUUUCUGAGUUUGAGUCCCGUGCAGGUGUCAAGGUGGCAUCGUUGGAUGCAAUGCACGCAUGGGCAUGGCGGCAUGCAAGUUUCAUUCAGCAGCGGUUCACAAGAUCGCAAGGCCAGACUCCGUUCGAGCUGGCGUGUGGGCGGCCCUAUCAGGGCAAGCUUGUGUGCAUUGGUGAGACAGUUUAUGGAAGAGUUAAAAGUGCUGUGAAGGGACAACCCCGAUGGGGCAUAGGUUUGUGGUUGGGAAAACUUGGGUGUAGCGACGGCCACAUAGUCUUCACUGCUUCGGGACAUUUUCUUGCUUGCAGGUCGAUUCGUCGCUUACCGCAAACUUACUUAAGGAGUGCUGAUUUUGCAAAGCGCCUGCGUGAUCAUCCCUAUUCCCAGGCUGCUUUUCUUGCGGGCCAAGUUGGACAGUGCAGGCCGCAGAAAACACGUGAUGCACAACAAGCACCUCCAGAGCCACGGCCAGAUGAGAGUGUCCCGGCCGGUGCGGAUCCACUGCCGUAUCCUGGCUAUGUUCUUCCUGACAAUGCACCGCUGAGUGAACUUGUGCCACCACCAGCCAUCAGAAGUGAUUUUGUGCCAGAGCCACCGACGCCCAUGCAGGAGGACAGUGGACCUGUCACGCCAUUGCAGCCAGCACCUUCCGAUGCAGAGGUUGUGAGUUCGCCUCUGGCUGUAGUGCCAGACGCUGAGGUGUUAGCCGAGGCGCCAAAUGCUGAUCAUGCCACGGGAUCGUCCGAUCCUGCUUCUUCGUCUGAGCCAGCGGCCGUACGUGUGCCUACCAGGGCUGCUGAGCCGAGUGCAAACGAGCCACGCAAACGGCUUCGUCUUGACGCUGUGACGUUUGAAGGUGUCGACAUGUACCACAACCACGAGGAGAAUGAUUUUGAAUUUGAGGGUGAAAUUUUAGAGGAUUUUGAUUAUGCCGCGGAGGCCGAUGGAGCCCAUGAUGACACGCGGCCGGAGUCAAGCAUUCCUGAGUGCUUGUUGGUCCCUUGGAGUGAGCAUGAGCCAGAGCUGAGCGCUGAGCAGCUUGCACAUGUAGAUGCAGUUGCAAUGCAGUUUGAGGUUGAUCGUCUCCUUGGGAUUCCUGCUCUUGAGCGUUGUGCACAGAUCCUGCCAGAGCACAAGCACUUGACCACUCGUUUUGUGGUAACAUGGCGCUGCAAGACCAUUGCAGGUUGCACAUACUGGCUCCGGCGAGCCAGGCUUGUGGCACGUGAUUUUGCAUUUUUGUGCCCAGGCCGUACCGAUCUGUUUUCCCCUGCAUCGAAUGCUUUGCAAAGCAAGAUCAUCCCAUGUGUCUUCAUUGACAACUACCAUAACGGUUGGCAGUUGGUAUCAUUAGAUGUUACGGAUGCUUACUUGAAUUGCCCGCAGGCAGAGGACACAUGCACAAGUGUCAUGAUCAAUGGUGAACGCUUGUAUUUCAAGCUUCUCAGGCUCCUUCCGGGCCAGCGGGAAGGGAGCCAGACCUGGUUCUACCAGUUCACCGAUGCGCUGAAAGUCGGAAGCCGUGUCGAGCUGAUGCAAGAGGUGCCAUCGCUGUUCCGGUUCCAGCCUGAGGACGGCGGAGGCGGGGGACUUGUGCACGUCGAUGAUUUGCUUGGCACAGGACCUGCAAGUGUGAUCAAGUGCAUGACUGAUGAUCUUGAAAGGGAUUACAAAGUGACUGUGAAUUUGAUUUCGGUGCCAGGCCAGGAGGUUCAUUUUCUUAAGAAGCGGCAUUAUCUUUUGUCGAGCACAGAGUUGCUGAUUGAGGUGAGCCCAAAACACUUGGAAAAGUUGAAAUCUUUGUGCGGCCAUCCCAAGCACCGAAAAUCACCUCUCCCGUCCGGGCGGUUGCCCACGGAGAAGGAGGACGAUGCACCAUUGUCCCAGGAUCAGGCAUUUCGCUUUCGAUCAGCCGUUGGAGUGUUGCUUUACCUGCAGUCAGACCUCCCGCAUGCCAUGCACAGCAUUCGCCACUUGUCAGGCUUUAUGUCGUCCCCGACCGUUGGGGCAUGGGCAAUCCUGCGGCAUUUGGUCGGUUACUUGAGUGCCACUGAGGGGUACUGUGCAUGCCUUACGGCCGGAGGCAUCGGACACGGUGUGCAAGUGCAUCGCCCAGGGAUCAAUCCAACGACACCACCGCUCUUGAUGAUUGACAAUUCCGCUGCCCGCGCGAUCCUUCAACGCGCCGGGGUCGGGCGUGUGCGCCAUCUUGAUGUGAAGUUGCUAUGGACGCAACAACGGGUUGCGGAAGGAUUGCUGGAGGUGCUGCCGGCACCCACGCGUACCAAUGUCGCGGACAUUGGCACGAAGCUCCUUGGUGUGCAGCGCACGGAGUUUCUGCUUGGCCUGAUUGGGUUUAGAGAUUCCCGAAAUGGUUAUGCUAGGGUUGGAGAUGCAAUCUUGAGCACAGAGCGCAAUGUCCAGGCCAUUCGCAAUGUGUGCAAGGAUCUGUCAAAGAUCGCAAAGGGUGAUGCCACGGCAAACACCGCCCGCAUCCUUAGUGUGAUCUUGAUUGCCAUGCAGGCAACUGGAAGCCUGGGUGCAGAGGAUGGCGAUGAUGCCAAGGACGACGACGCGACUUUGACCAUUCUUGAUGCGAUUCUUGAAUCCUUGGUACAGAUCGUCGGCUAUGCAUCUGCAGUGUAUGAAGCAUACCCUUCAACAUGUGUUGCGGUGUGCCAGUGCGUUGCAAUCACUGCAUUCUUGAUGUGUGCAUUCAUGUGUUGUGGCCGGCGGAUGACAGAUGUUCCAGAAGCAUCUGUGCAGGUGCGCAUCGCGUCUGGAGUUGCGGUUGAUGUCCGAACAUCCCGAAGUGAGCCCAAGGCCAAGGCUGGUGAACAAGUGCGUGGAGCGCGGCCCAAAACCGCGAGUCGACCGAAGAUUGAGGACGAUGAUGAGCGAGCCCAGAGCCCUGGUGCGCACGAGGUCCAUGCAGGCAGACCAGGGUCAUCCAGCGAUGUGCUGAGAUCGAACAGCGAGGCCAGUGGGAGAUCCGAGAAGAUUCCGAGAGCACGCCCGAUUCCGCAGCGCCGGGUGCCACAAGCCCGAAGCGCAGACGGCGUGUGGAUUUCGACAAGUCAAGGAUACGCUUAUCAUAAGGCUACAUGUGGCAAGCUGAACCAGUCGCUUGGCGUCACCGAGGUGUCGCGGGCAGUUGCCGAGGAGCGCGGCUACAGCGCGUGCCGCAUAUGCAAACCUUGA
Molecule: messenger RNA, 4533 nt
Organism: Symbiodinium sp. CCMP2592
Lineage: Eukaryota; Dinophyceae; Suessiales; Symbiodiniaceae
Source: the annotation of a GenBank genome assembly